AUGUCUAAGAAAGGAGGUAAGAAGGGCCAAAAGCCACAAAUGGAAGACGAUGAUGAACAAAUGGCUUUCCUCAUGGCCGCUGCAGCAGCUAACAAGGCAAAAAUCGAAGAAAAGAUCAAAGAAUCACAGAUUCCAGAUGAAGUCUUCAAAGAUUUACCCGAACCACCAAUGAAUACUCACAAGGAUAAGCCAUUCGAAGAGAGAUAUACUAUUAAAUACCCAGAUGAAAUGCUCGCAAAGAUACAAAUAGAUCAUGCUGCCGAAGAAAGACUUACUGAGCUCAAGGAAACACUUCCAUACUUCCGUGAGGGUGGUAUUGUCCACAAUUCCGUCAGUGAAUGGGCUCUUAACAGCGGAAUCAUCGCUCCAGGUGUCAAUUUGAACGAUAUGUGCGCUAGAAUCGAAGAAGGUGUACGUAGAAUGGUUAACUUCGAACCACCAGUCCGUGGUUUGGCCUUCCCAUGCGGCUGCUCCAUCAACAACUGCGCUGCACACUAUUCUCCACUCCCAGGAGACACAAGAGUUCUUCAGAAGGAUGAUGUCAUGAAGAUUGAUUACGGUGUAGCCAUCAAUGGAUACAUUAUCGAUAGCGCUUUCACAGUUUGCUUCGAUCCAAGAUUUGAUUCACUUAUUGAAGCAUCAAAGAAGGCCACAGAGACAGCCGUCAAGAUGGCCGGCCCAGAAGCCCGUAUUUCCGAGAUCGCUGACGCUAUUGAAGAAGUUAUUACAUCAUAUUCAUUAGAACUCAACGGAAAGACAAUUCCUCUCAAGCCAGUCUACAAUCUUACAGGUCACCAACUCGGCCAGUACGUCAUCCACUGCGGAAAGUCCAUCCCAAUCUGCAAGAACAGCGGAUCUACAGAUAAAAUGCUUCCUGGCGAAGUUUUCGCAUGCGAAACAUUCGCAACAACAGGAAAUGGCAUCGUUUUCGAUGAUGGCGUCACAAGCCACUUCAUGACAAACAAGAAACCACCGAAACCAAAGAAUGGCUCUGCUCAGAAGCUCCUUACAUUGUUACAGGACAACUACAAGACAAUGGCUUUCUGCCAGAGAUUCAUCGAAAGAGCCGGAGACAGAAGUUACACAUUGACUCUUAAUGAACUCGUCAAAGAAAAGGUUGUUGAUCCAUAUCCACCGCUUUCUGAUGUUGUUGGAUCUUAUGUUUCACAGCAUGAACACACAUUCUGCCUCUUAGAAGAUCACAAGGAGGUACUCAGCUGCCCAGUUAAUAAAAUGUUUUAA
Messenger RNA from Trichomonas vaginalis G3, 1242 nucleotides. RefSeq names its product metalloexopeptidase protein. Gene Ontology annotation, biological process: proteolysis. Bases 1 to 1242 code for a protein of 413 amino acids. The transcript has a single exon. Lineage: Eukaryota; Parabasalia; Trichomonadida; Trichomonadidae. Gene Ontology annotation, molecular function: metalloaminopeptidase activity. The record is from RefSeq and is a predicted model, not a curated record.